This is a messenger RNA of Pistacia vera, 4258 nucleotides long. RefSeq names its product protein CHROMATIN REMODELING 8. Gene Ontology annotation, biological process: transcription-coupled nucleotide-excision repair. Gene Ontology annotation, cellular component: nucleus. Bases 215 to 3892 code for a protein of 1225 amino acids. The transcript has 8 exons. NCBI's taxonomy places the organism in Eukaryota, Viridiplantae, Streptophyta, Magnoliopsida, Sapindales, Anacardiaceae. Gene Ontology annotation, molecular function: ATP-dependent chromatin remodeler activity; ATP binding. The record is from RefSeq and is a predicted model, not a curated record.
UGUCCUUGAGAAAGAAGCCACUCGUACGUUUCGUUGGUCUAAAUACGACCGCCGUUCGACAAAUAAAAGCUGAGAGAAACCGAAGAGACGGUCCGAGCGAAACGAUUCAAAUCUGUAAAUAUUAGGUUUCAGGACUUUCCAUUAACAAUCAGGUGUUCGUAGUUGGCUAUGAAAUGGCGGAGUGAGUGAGUGAUUGUUUGAUUGGUUCAAUUUGAUGGAGGAAGAAGAGGACAGGAUUUUGCUGAGUAGUUUGGGUGUUACAUCGGCAAAUCCUGAAGAUAUCGAACGUGACGUAAUAGCUGCUGCGGUGGAAAAUGAUGCUGGCAACAGUAACGAAGCCGAAGGGAGCAAGGAGGAGGAGCCUCGUGUUAAAUUGGAAAGGAUUGAUCCGUCCUCCACCAGUCAAGAGAAACUUUACAAUAAGUUAAGGGCUGUAGAAUUUGAAAUAAAUGCUGUUGCUUUGACUGUUGAUCAUGUGAGAAGGGUUGCAGAUGAAGACCAAGCUACUGAUGUUGAUGAUGGCACGGAAAAAGUGGAUAAAGAGGAUGAUAAGUGUGUUGUUCAGGCAUCUGCCAAUGGUUUGACUCUUCAGCAUGCCCUAGCUACUGAUCGACUUGAAAGCCUCAAGGAAACUAAGGCUCAACUUGAGCAGGAACUUUCAAUUUUUCAAAACGAAAAGACUUCCAAGGGUAUUAAGCAUGAUAGACUUAUUCAAGACUUGGUAAAGGAAGAAUUCAGACCCAAGAAGAAGGCAAAAGAAGUUCUGAAACCAGGCAGAAAACAGUCAAAACGUCAGAAAACAGUUUCAUUUGAUGAUGAUGCUGAUUUUGAUUCGGUAUUGGAUGCAGCAUCUGCAGGAUUUGUUGAAACAAAAAGGGAUGAAUUGGUUCGCAAAGGAAUUUUAACUCCCUUUCACAAGCUUAAGGGCUUUGAACGUUGUCUUCAACAACCAGGACCAUCUAAUAGGCACAAUGUAACCAUGGAAGAAGAAGACAAAAGUAGUGAUCUUUUCUCAGCCAGUGUUGACAGGGCUGUUCGGUCAAUGUCAGAAGCUGCACAAACUCGUCCAACAACCAAGCUACUUGAUCCAGAAGAAAUUCCCAAGCUUGAUGGACCGACCCAUCCUUUCCAGAGGCUAAAAACACCUUUUAGAAUUCCCCCUUCUCAGGAAAGUGAGGCUGAAAAGAAAAAAAGUACAAAAAGGAAAAAGAAACGACCUUUGCCUAACAAGAAGUGGAGGAAUCACAUUUCUCGUGAAGAAACUGGUGUUGAAGUGAAUGAUGGAAGGGAUAACUUUGUCACUUCCAGUUAUGAGGGAGAAAAGCAAGAGGAUGUGGAGGAUACAGAUGAUAGUGAACCUCCUUUUGUGACACUUGAAGGUGGGCUCAAAAUUCCAGAAUCCAUUUUUAGUGAUCUUUUUGAUUAUCAAAAGGUGGGAGUGCAGUGGCUAUGGGAAUUGCAUUGCCAAAGAGCAGGUGGAAUUAUUGGAGAUGAAAUGGGUCUUGGCAAGACUAUCCAAGUGUUAUCCUUUCUUGGGGCAUUGCAUUUCAGUAGUAUGUAUAAACCAAGCAUUGUUGUCUGCCCAGUUACACUAUUGCGACAGUGGAAAAGGGAAGCACAAAAAUGGUAUCCAAGCUUCCGUGUGGAGAUAUUGCAUGAUUCUGCUCAGGAUCCUGGUAACAGAGCCAAAUCUUCCCAUAGUGAUUGCGAUAGUGAAGGUUCAUUGGACAGUGAUUAUGAGGAAAAAUUGUCUUCUAAAAACACCAAAAAAUGGGAUUUCUUGAUAAAUCGAGUUUUAAGAUCAGAGUCUGGGUUGCUUAUUACUACGUACGAGCAACUACGCUUGUUAGGGGAAAAGUUGCUUGAUAUUGAAUGGGGUUAUGCCAUUCUGGAUGAAGGACACAGAAUUCGAAAUCCUAAUGCUGAAAUCACUCUGGUUUGCAAACAACUACAGACAGUUCACCGGAUAAUAAUGACCGGUGCACCAAUUCAAAAUAAGCUUUCAGAAUUGUGGUCCUUGUUUGAUUUUGUUUUCCCUGGAAAGUUGGGGGUUUUGCCUGUUUUUGAAGCAGAAUUUGCAGUUCCAAUAGCUGUGGGUGGUUAUGCCAAUGCUUCACCUUUACAAGUAUCGACAGCCUACAGAUGUGCUGUGAUCCUACGAGACUUGAUCAUGCCUUAUCUUCUCCGGCGUAUGAAAGCUGAUGUGAAUGCCCACCUUCCCAAAAAAACUGAGCAUGUUCUCUUCUGCAGUCUCACUGCAGAGCAACGGUCGGUAUAUCGAGCAUUUCUUGCUAGCUCUGAGGUGGAACAGAUAUUGGAUGGGAGAAAAAAUUCUUUAUAUGGAAUUGAUGUGAUGCGCAAGAUAUGCAACCACCCUGAUCUGCUUGAGAGAGAGCAUUCCUGCCAGAACCCAGAUUACGGGAAUCCUGAACGUAGUGGGAAAAUGAAAGUUGUUGCUGAAGUGCUGAAGGUUUGGAAGGAGCAGGGUCAUCGUGUUCUUCUUUUUUCUCAAACUCAACAGAUGCUUGAUAUUCUUGAGAGUUUCUUGGUUUCUAAUGGUUAUGACUACAGGAGAAUGGAUGGUGUUACUCCUGUCAAGCAGAGAAUGGCUUUAAUAGAUGAGUUCAAUAACUCUAGUGAUGUGUUUGUAUUCAUUCUAACUACAAAAGUUGGUGGUUUGGGAACAAAUUUGACUGGUGCAAACAGGGUGAUCAUCUUUGACCCUGAUUGGAACCCUUCAACUGAUAUGCAGGCAAGGGAGCGUGCUUGGCGAAUUGGUCAGAAACGGGAUGUAACUGUUUAUAGAUUGAUUACACGUGGAACUAUUGAGGAGAAGGUGUAUCACCGUCAGAUAUACAAGCAUUUUCUUACUAAUAAGAUAUUGAAGAACCCACAGCAGAAAAGGUUUUUCAAGGCUCGAGAUAUGAAGGAUCUUUUCACUUUUAAUGAUGAUGGGGAUGGUGGGUCAACUGAAACUUCUAAUAUUUUCAGUCAGUUGUCUGAAGAUGUGAAUCUUGUUGGGGUUCAGAAGGAAAAGAAGCUGGAUAAGCAGAAACGUAAAAAAGAUGCAACAAAUGCUGAUGAUGGUGCAAGUUAUAAAGGAAACAACUUAGAGAUUGGAUCUUCCAGAAGAAAAGGGAAAGAAAAAGCUGAUAAUAAUGAUGGUGAAGUGGAUGAAGAAACAAAUAUCUUAAGGAGUCUUUUUGAUGCACAAGGCAUACAUAGUGCUGUGAACCAUGACAUAAUCAUGAAUGCCCAUGAUGAAGAGAAGCUGAGGCUGCAGGAGCAAGCUUCGCAAGUUGCACAAAGAGCAGUAGAAGCGUUGCGCCUGUCCAGAAUGCUUCGAAGUCGUGACGACAUAUCUGUCCCGACGUGGACGGGGAAAUCUGGAACUGCUGGUGCACCAUCAUCUGUUCGCCAGAAAUUUGGUUCAACUGUGAAUUCUCAGUUGAUUAAGCCCUCAGAUGACUCAUCCAGCAGCAAAACAAGCAAGUUUAGUGGCUUUGCAGCUGGGGCAUCUGCGGGAAAGGCAUUAUCUUCAUCUGAGUUACUGGCUAAAAUUCGAGGAAACCAAGAAAAGGCAGCUGCCGCUGGACUUGGGCAUAAGGUGGCCUCAAGUUCUGCUAAUGGAGCAAGAUCUACAGAUGUUGGGACCACAUGUUCAUCUCACAAUAUAUCUGGUGUGCAGCCUGAGGUAUUGAUUCGUCAAAUAUGUACUUUUAUACAAGAAGAAGGUGGAAGCACGGAUUCAGCCAGCAUAGUCCAGCAUUUUAGGAAUAGGAUACCUCCAAAGGAUCUUCCUUUAUUUAAAAAUCUUUUGAAGGAAAUAGCUAUCCUUAAGAAGGACCGAAAUGGAUCAUGUUGGCUACUGAAGCCUGAGUUUCAACAAUAGGAAUGAUUGCUUCAACACUGCCAUAGUCAUUACUACGAGGUUUCUUUUCCAACUCAAAAAGAUCAUUGGAGAUACAGACACUGAUGUACAUAACCAUCUUUCCCGUAGCCACAAUUGGAUUGAUUUUUGCAAUUUAUAUGUUUCUUCACAAUGAUGGAACAUUUUGUCGACAAAAAAGGAGUUAGAGAACUUCCAUGGUAGUUUUUGUAGAGUUUUUUUUUUUUUUUUUUUUUUCUUUUUUAUGCAAUUUUAUUUUUGUAGAUAAUGAUACACUGAUUAGAUGGUCAAUACAGGAAGAAGGUUCCGGAUUUGAGUACAAGUUUUUUUCUGUAUUUGUAGUGUAUGCUGUCCCUUGAUUAACUAAAG